Molecule: messenger RNA, 1776 nt
Organism: Ciona intestinalis (vase tunicate)
Lineage: Eukaryota; Metazoa; Chordata; Ascidiacea; Phlebobranchia; Cionidae
Source: RefSeq, a predicted model, not a curated record
UAUAAAACAGAAAAUCACUAUAGCAAUAAAACUGUGUACUAUAAACAGGGUAACAGUUGCAGCUAAAAAAAAGUUACAAAAAAACGUUUUUUUUACAACUACACAUUUAAACGUGUAAAACUAUAUGCUAUACUAGAAAGACGUCAAAUAUAUUACUCAGAAAAUUAGGAUUUUUUGCAAAAAAUUGCAGGACUAUAUGAUGUAUAGAAUAUUAUGUGUUAUCUUAUGUUCUUUGGCUGUUGUUCAAAAAGCUUCAGGAAUCGAUACGAUUGACCUCAUCACGGGCGGCCAAUGUGGAGUGACGUCACAGCUGCAGGGCGGGAUAGUCGUUUCACAUCAACCAAUAGACGUGCUUCCCCCAAUUUCAAAUGAUAUAACGUGUUUUUUUACCAUGCGAGCUGUGAAAUUUCGACAGAGGAUACGUUUCACUUUUCUGCAUUUCUCACUGACUCCUACAGACUGUGCUGUUUCAAACCUUACAAUAUAUGAUGGCUUGAAUGACUCGUUCCCUAUAAUUUCCACCAUAUGCCCAACGGACAGUAUUGCAGCAAGGGAAUUUGUAAGCACGAGUUUUUGGAUGACAUUAAAACUGGUUGUAACCAGAAUUUCUGCUCCGCCGACAGCCAAUUUCACUGGAUUUUGGAAUGGCUUUACACCAGAUCGAUCUUCUCCAUGCUCCCAGCCAACCGAAGAGCUUCUCUGCGCAAACGGGCGUUGUGUUUUCAAUGUUUUAAACUGCGACGGAAUUGACUCUUGCGGAGACAAUACAGACGAGGGCACAGGACCCCCAACAUUUUGUAACCAGACAAUUUUAACAACACCACCUAUUUCAACUACUUUACCACCAUUUAUGACACAACCGCCAAUAAUGACAACGCUAAUUACUACAACUACUCCGAUACCAAUUCCUGGAGUUGUGGGAAAAAUUUUCCCAGAUUUAUCUCCACUAUAUAUUAUACUGACACUUGCGUUUGUUAUGUUUUCUGUGUUUUUGGUGUACGCGCUUCUGUCUUUUGAGUGUUUCAAAGCAUGUAUGAUGACCUGCUUACAUAAAUGCUGCUAUGCUCUAAUCAGACGUAGAAGAAAAUGGAAAACUGCAAAAGAUAAGCCCAAAAACCGUUUGCGACGAAAAAUCACCCCGGAAAAGGCGCACACCAAUAUGACUGUUGACAACCUGAGCACUUAUGAGAUGUCACAGAAUGAUGUUUCUAUGGAUAUGACAAAUGGUUUCGACCAACCGGAGCCGUACGUUACAGGUCCAACUAGUUCCAACACUUUCAUAGAAAAACCAAAGUUCCCACUUAAAAAGACUCACUUUAGCAUCGCAAAGACAAAGACUGCCAGUCGUUCUUCAAUCACUAAAGUCAAUCUAGAAUUUAAAAGAAAAUGAAAGAUUCGAUUGUGAAAAAAAUAAAAUAAAGACAUUUUGACUUUACAUAGUGAGCAGGCAUUGUAUUUUAAAGGCCCAAAAAACGUUUAAUAAAAGAGCUUAAAAUUUUAGGGUUUAGCCUGUUUUUAAGUAGUUUUAACAACUGUCGUUUUGUUGCUAAUUCCCUUCUUCUUCGCUGUAUUAUUUUAUUUGAUCUUUAUUAUCGUAUUCGAAGAGAUAAAUAAAUUUAUUGUUCUAUUAAACAGUAAAUUUGCAUUAUGUUGUAUUGUUGUUGCAAGUACAAUGUCUCAAUGCAUUAUAUAUGGUGUUCCAAAAAGUUCUGUAACAAUUUUAUUGUAUUCUUUAUGUUUGUAUUUUCUUUCUAAUACAAAUAAUUGGUGUAUAAA